AUGCGGAUCACCACAAGCCAUGUCGACGACGCUAUCACUACCAUCUUGUUUCAAGCACUAUUCCUGGCCUGCCUCCCCUCUCGACUCAGCAUCGGUGCAUCAUUGAUGACAAGAUGA
This is a messenger RNA of Colletotrichum orchidophilum, 117 nucleotides long. RefSeq lists its product as uncharacterized. The record is from RefSeq and is a predicted model, not a curated record. NCBI's taxonomy places the organism in Eukaryota, Fungi, Ascomycota, Sordariomycetes, Glomerellales, Glomerellaceae. The transcript has a single exon. The coding region runs from base 1 to 117 and encodes 38 amino acids.